GGGAGCGACGGGAGCGACGGCCAGGUGACGGCCGACGCGCCGAGGGGCCGUCGAGCGCCGACCGGUACCGGUUCGUCAGUGACCCAGCGGCCCGCCGGCCGGUCGGAGCGGAGCGGUGUGCGCCGAGAGAGGCCAGGGGACCGAGAUGGUGCGCCGGGGAGCGUUAGGUCGGUGAGAAAAGAGGAACGGUGUGUCAGAGGUGCACAGGUGUGAGCUGUGUGGAACAGAGACGGAACUGACAUCAGAAGAUCGAGAGUAGGCCGAACAUGAUGAUAUUGGCACGACGAUCGUGAGCUGCUGCUCCAAAAUUUACCGGUGCCUCCUCGGCUGCCACCGGAGGCUGUUCUUCAGCGGUAUUCCAGUCGACCGAACCGCGGUCGUUGCGGGACCCGUCACCGCUCCACUUGUCCGUCGCUCGUCAUGUUUAUCUCCACACCGGCCUAACCGGGGCACCAUGGAGCCUCUGGCGCCGCUCGCGCUGGCCGCCGCUCUUCUGAGCCGGGCGCACGGACGUGCCAUCAACUGCACCAUCUCCGGCAACGACACAGACAUCGACCUCGGCAGCGCGGCCGGCAUCGUCACCGACGACCUCUUCAACGUGACGUCGACGAACGGCACGUGUCCGGACGUCGGCGCCGACGAGGGCAAUGACCUGGGCAUGGUGAAGGUGGGCGUCCUGACGGCCGUUCUGGUGGUUGUGAUGAUUUCCACGUGUCGUCUUCUGUUCAAGAUGUACGCCCAGUUCGGCAUGCGGGAUUCGCCCGAUGGGACAGACAAGGCGUUUGGAGAGUAGCGAGGGGGAAAGUAGAGUAUAGAGUGAUAUUCAGGGACGCAGGUAGAGUUUGGAGCGCCCAGUGACGAGAUGACGGGGGAGAGUAGGUGGAACUAUUAACGGAGGGUCAGUGAGGUAAAGGGGUGAAGAGGGGCAAGCGAUGUAGCAUUAAGCCGCCUUGGUCACAAUGUUAUGAACAAACACGGUGCGAUGCAGGCCCGCAGAGGAGGAUGGAGGCCGGAGAGGGACGGUUAGUCACGCGCCCCCGGUCCAGGUGUACCCCGUUCGACCUCAGAUAUCCAGCACGCGCCUGACCUCGACCCAGUGGCCUCACCGAACUGUUGUACCGUUCCUGUAAGCGCCCGAUGAUGACCCGACUCGCCAGUGUUGUACCUAUCCAUAGAGUGCACGUAGCGGUGAGGGGUCAGUGUCCAGUCUCCUGUGGCCUGUGACCACGCCCGAGUCGCCGCGCUCCAAUGUUGACCUUGUUGGUGAUCCUGCCCGUUGCAAUGUCGUUAAACGUGACGAUAGCAACGCCGGUUACCAUGUCGAGACCCCAUGUUUAUGCACGUAUCAUCACAGACUAUGCAGGCGCGUUAAGCGCCAAUAACGAUCAGGGGAUCCGGACACCCACACAAAUCAUCGGGUUAUGAUGAUCGUUAGCAGUUGCACGGUCGGACCCUUGAGGCCCCGUGCUGAAGACAGGGCAGGGAGACAUGACCUUGUUAUAAACCUUGUAAAUUUUUAGACAGUCUGAAUGUGAUGUGUUUUUACAAUGUUAUUCAGCUCUAUUGAACUCAGCAUUCGCAAGUUUCGAACCCUGUAGUUUGUCACACACGUUUUGAAUAGAAAUCUUUUAUCGAGAAA
Molecule: messenger RNA, 1639 nt
Organism: Amphibalanus amphitrite
Lineage: Eukaryota; Metazoa; Arthropoda; Thecostraca; Balanomorpha; Balanidae
Exons: 2
Coding region: 455-793 (112 amino acids)
Source: RefSeq, a predicted model, not a curated record